Eremomyces bilateralis CBS 781.70 is the source of this 2196-nucleotide messenger RNA. RefSeq names its product MBOAT-domain-containing protein. NCBI's taxonomy places the organism in Eukaryota, Fungi, Ascomycota, Dothideomycetes, Eremomycetales, Eremomycetaceae. The record is from RefSeq and is a predicted model, not a curated record. The transcript is spliced from 5 exons. Bases 244 to 2055 code for a protein of 603 amino acids. Gene Ontology annotation, molecular function: 1-acylglycerol-3-phosphate O-acyltransferase activity; 1-acylglycerophosphocholine O-acyltransferase activity. Gene Ontology annotation, biological process: lipid modification; glycerophospholipid biosynthetic process. Gene Ontology annotation, cellular component: membrane; endoplasmic reticulum.
UUUUGGUUCGCAGCACAGCUGUACACCAGAUGAACUUCUUAUAAAGUCCAAGAAUUCCGUUACAGUUCUCCUUUGUAACCCGAAUUCUCUUCUAUAUGUAUACCGAUCUAUGGUCCUUUAUCUUUCUCAAAUCCAAGUACCCGAAUCCUCUGAUCCGUCGAUUGUCGCCUGGGAUAGCGCAAUGCUGUGAAUAUCCCGAAUCGCACCUCUCCCUAUUUGACUUCAACAGAACCUAUUCCCAACAUGAUCCCUGGAAUUGAUGCUCCCUUUGCCUAUCUCGGGGGGAAACUCGGUGCUUCGACAGACGAGCUGAAGCUCAUCUUCUCUUUUUUGAUUUCCUAUCCUCUCGCAGGGGUAUUGAAACGGAUCCCGGACACCAAGCCGUGGCAGAAGAAUGUAUUCAGCAUCAGUGUCUCCUUGUUUUACCUUGUUGGUCUGUUUGACUUGUGGGCUGGACUCCGAACGCUCUUUUGUAGUGCCGCAGCGACGUAUCUCAUUGCGAAAUAUGUCCAAGGCUCGCUCAUGCCAUGGCUUGCGUUCGCAUUCCUGAUGGGACACCUGUCCAUCAGUCACCUCGAACGACAGUUCGUCAACAAUCCGGCAGCAGUUGACGUCACUGGUGCACAAAUGGUUCUCCUCAUGAAGCUUUCCUCCUUCGCCUGGAAUGUGCACGAUGGCAAAUUCCCAGAUUCGGAGCUAUCGGAGCAUCAACGAGACCGGGCAAUCAAGCAAAUGCCGGGCCUCCUGGAUUAUGCUGGUUACUUUCUCUUUUUCCCAUCCCUAAUGGGUGGACCAUCUUUUGACUACGUUGAUUAUACACGGUACAUCAACACCAGUAUGUUCGAGCUUCCUCCGGGUACCGAUCCAUCCAAGGCGCCCCGAACUCGCAAGAAGCGAAGAGUCCCGCAAAGCCACUGGCCAGCAAUGCGGAAAGCUGCCGAGGGAAUCUUCUGGAUCGUGAUUUUCUUGCAGCUGGUUGGAAGGUAUAACAAUGUCACCGUUGUGUCUGACAGUUUCAUGGAAAAAAACUUCUUCCACCGAGUCUUUAUCCUCCAUAUGCUCGGUUUCACCACGCGGGCGAAGUACUAUGGUGUAUGGUCUCUUACCGAGGGGGCUUGCAUUCUUUCCGGAAUCGGAUAUGGAGGCGUUGACCCCAAAACAGGACAAGCAAAUUGGAACCGCCUCCAAAACAUCAGACCGAUAGGAGUCGAAACUGCGCAGAAUGUCCGAGCCUAUCUUGGAAAUUGGAACUUGAACACCAACAACUGGCUUCGAAAUUACGUGUAUCUUCGCGUUACUCCGAAGGGAAAGAAACCUGGUUUCCGGGCGUCCCUAGCGACCUUCAGUGCGAGUGCAAUGUGGCAUGGUUUCUUUCCAGGCUACUACUUAGCCUUCGUCUUAGCAUCGUUUCUGCAAACAAUGGCUAAACAUGGCCGGCGCCUUGUGCGACCAUUCUUCUUGGAUUAUCAGAACGUGGAUGCAAACAACGAGCCCAGUCCGACCAAAUAUAAGUGGGUAUAUGACGCUUUCACGUGGUUCAUCACCCAGACCGCAUUCGCGUUCGUCGUCGCACCGUUCAUUAUCCUUACCCUUGACGGCUCUCUACGCGCUUGGUCGGGUGUGUAUUGGUAUUGUAUUGUGGGAGUAGCGUUUUGCCAACUCUUCCUCCUCACCCCAUUCGCAAAGCAGCUCGCCGCCGCCGCCAAACGACGUCAAGGUCUUGCUCCAGGGAAACGGCCGCCAGUGUCGCGGACCACAAGCCAUGAGGCAGGUGGCAGAACGCUGGGCCUCCCCGAAGAUCCCGAAGGAGAUAUUGAUGAGAUUGUUGAAGAGGUCAAGGCGGAGCUCAACAAAAUCCGGGCCCAAAGAGGAGGCCAGGCGCUGACCUUGACGGAUAUUCGUGGCAUUCUGGAGGAGAAGGUCAAGGAGUUAGGGCAUGCCCUGGGAGACGAGACCACGAAAACAGGCCGAGGCACUGGACAAAUUGUGGACGGCUUGAAGGCUGACGUGAAAGAGGAGGCGGUCAAGAAGGUCGAGGAUAAGAAGAGCAGAUAGUUUGGGGAGCAUUGUUCCAAUAUUAUGCACGCACAUUCCUCCAGGUACACAUGCUUUGAACGGUUCCUUGAGCGAGUUUCUGACUUUUCGUCAAUAUGUCGGUAUGACUGAUGAAGCCGUAGUGUUGUAAAUUAUUGAAUA